GGGGAGGCUGGGCUUGGCCAGGCGGAGAAGCCUGCCAUUGGCUGCCGCGGGAGGGUCAGGGAGGAAAGGCGCCUCGGAUCAUGGUCUGGGCCGGCGGAGGGAGGCUCUGGGCCGCCGCUGGGCUCGCUGUGGGGCUGAGAUCCGUUGCUGCCUUCUCUUGCCUGUCUCCUGAGUCUGUCUACACCUGCUCUGUAGCGGCUUAACUGCCACACAGGUUUCCCCUUUUUGCGGGCGCACUUUCUCCAUACGGAGUUUGAGAGAAGGUCUUCCAAGCUGGUCGCUCAGGCCAACAUGAAAGUGGAGCUCCUUCCCGCCUUGACGGACAACUACAUGUACCUCCUCAUCGACGAGGAGACCAAGGAGGCUGCCAUCGUCGACCCGGUGCAACCCCAGAAGGUUCUGGACGCCGUCCGAAAGCAUGGGGUGAAACUGACCACCGUCCUCACGACGCAUCACCACUGGGACCACGCUGGUGGCAAUGAGAAACUGGUAAAGAUGGAGCCUGGGUUGCGAGUGUACGGGGGAGAUAGCAGGGUUGGAGCCCUCACCCAGAAAGUCUCUCAUCUUAUGUCAUUUCAGGUGGGCUCCUUGAACGUGAAAUGCCUCGCCACCCCUUGCCACACUUCGGGGCACAUCUGCUAUUUUGUGACCAAGCCCAAUAGCUCUGAUCCUCCGGCCGUCUUCACGGGGGACACGCUCUUUGUGGCCGGCUGUGGGAAGUUCUUUGAAGGCACUCCGGAGGAAAUGUACAAAGCUCUGAUUGAGAUCUUGGGCCGCCUUCCUCCUGAAACGAAAGUCUACUGCGGCCACGAAUACACCAUCAACAACUUGAAGUUCGCUCGGCACGUGGAGCCCAACAACAGCGCCAUCCAACACAAACUCUCCUGGGCGAAGGCGAAAUACGACAGUGGCGAACCAACCAUCCCAUCGACUAUUGGAGAAGAGUUUGCCUACAAUCCCUUUAUGAGAGUCAGGGAGGCCUCGGUCCAGCAACACGCCAAGGAAGCCGACCCCGUCCGGACGAUGGGAGCCAUCCGCAGGGAGAAAGACGGCUUCAAAGUGCCCAAGGAUUGAAGCCGGACCUGGUUUAUCCCCCCUUCUGUUCCCUCCUUCCUCUGCUGUUUCUGGUUCAGUAAUUCCCACCAUUUCGUCUCCAUGCCAGCUAUUGAAAAUGAUAUAAUUUUCCUUGGAAUUUGUCCGGUGUGUGGUCAUAUAUUGUUAUAUUUUGGGGGCACAGCUGCACCGUUUUGGCAUGAAUCUUUGUCUUCCAAGUUUGUCCCGCAACACAAGGAUAACCACUUUGUUUCUGGUUUUAACUGUCUAAGGCUGGAUCUACGAUGUCAUAUAAUGCAGUUUGGAUUAUAUGGGUGAGUAUAGACCAGGUUUGGGCAAACUGCGGUUCUCUGGGUGUUUUGAACUCCAACUCCCAUAACUCCUGGCCUCAGGCCCCUUCCUUUUCCCCCUCAGCCGCUUAAGUGACAUGCAUCCAACCUCCACUGAGGUGUAAAGCAGACUGACUACAAAAUGGAGUUCUGAGUCUGAACAUGCUCAGUACAAUCACAUGUCUAUAACCUCUCCCAUUAAUAUGCCUGAUAUUAAUAAUGUAGUGUACCUUGCAUUGAACUACAUUAUAUGGGUCUUUCCUGCAUUAUAUGGCUUCCAAACUGCAUUAUAUGGCAUCGUCGAUCCAGCUUUGGCUGCUUUUGACAGAAACCUAGGAUUUGUCGUUUCGGGGAACUACAAAUCCCAGAAUCCCAUGACAAUUAAUUUGGAUCGAAGCACUAUAAUUGUACAAAACUGGGGAAAAACUCAUAGGAAAAAGAUCUAUUAGCUUUGAAAUAAUUUUUUUGAUUUGCAGCUUUGGGACGCUCAGUUGUGCCGAAUCGUCUCCUUUUUCUUUAUAGUUUCCCCUAUUCAAGGGCUUUGGAAAAUAUCCCUUUAGAGAAAGCCAUUGGGCAUGAAUUGUGUGAGAAAGCAGGCGUCUAAGAUUGUUGCUGGGUCCAUUGGCCUCCUUACUUCGACCAGUUUCACCUUAAAAACCUUCUUUGAAAUAGCCCAAAUUUCACUUGCAUUGGAUGCUGUCAGAACUAGAAAUCCCAGCCUUUCCUGCUCUGAAUAGAGUAAAGCCACCAUUGUCGACAAUGUGUUUGGGCAUGGAGAGAGGGAAGUUUAUUUCAAACUUUUCCAACUUAAAGGACCCAGUUCUGAAAGGAAAAUUUAGUUUUUGAAGAACGACUGGCAUUUGGAACAAAGAGUGUUUGGGUUGCUGUGAGUUCUCCAGGCUGUAUAGGCAUGUUCCAGAAGCAUUUUCUCCUGACGUUUUGCCCACAUCUAUAGCAGGCAUCCUCAGAGAUUGUGAAGUUUGUUGGAAACUAGGCAAGUGGGGUUUAUAUACCCGUGGAAUAAUGUCCAGGGUGGGAGAAAGAACUCUUGUCUGUGUGAGGCAAGUGUGAAUGUUACCAUUGGCCACUUUGAAUAGCAUUUAAUAGCUUUGCAGCUUCAAAGCUAGGCUGCUCCCUGCCUAAUACCUCCCAAAAAAGGAUUCAUCCAAGCAGGAAGCAGCCAGGCUUUGAAGCUGUAAGACCAUUUAAUGCUAAUCAAGGUGGCCAUUGGCAACAUUCACACUUGCCUCCAACAGACAAGAGUUCUUUUCCCCACCCUGGACCUUCCACAGAUAAAUAAACCCCACUUGCCUAGUUUCCAACAGACUUCACAACCUCCGAGGAUGCCUGCCAUGGAUGUGGGUGAAACGCCAGGAGAGAAUGCUUCUAGAACAUGGCCAUACAGCGCAGAAAACUCACAGCAAGCCAGUGAUUCCAGCCAUGAAAGCCUUCGACAACACAAAGUGUGUUUGUCUUCGUGGGGAAACGAAAUUUCUUAAUGUAAUGGAGCAGGGAUAAUGAGGGCAGGCUCAGGAUUACUACAUUUCAUCCCUUAAGUUUGGGAGAACUUAUUUUUUUGGGGAGUCCCUAAAAAGUCACUUAGAUAUGGGGGAAAAACCCCAGCCACUUGCCCAGCUUGUGCGCCUUCCCCUCUUGAUCCCGCUAAUGUGUGUCUGUACAUAUAAAUAUAGAUAAUAUAUAUAAAUAUAUAUUCCUAUAAAAGGGGCGAGCUUCCAGGAUUUUCAAUGCACCAUGUCUUCCUUGGAGAUUGGAGAAUGGGAAAUGUUGAUAUAGAGAAUCCUUACUAAGGAUUGACUUGGAAAAGCACCAUGGCUUCAGCCUAAGUGGUCAGGAACAGCAUGGCAAUCACUUCUCUUUGAAUGAGUUUUGCCUUCUCUAAUCCGGACACGUCUACACUGUGGAAUUGAUCCAGUUUGAUCCCGCUUCAACUGCCAGGGCUCAAUGCUGUGGAAUCCUGGGAUUUGUUGUUUUUGGGGAGGCACUGGUUCUCUUUGGGGCAAUGAACGUCCUUGCAAAACAGGAACUCCCAAGAUUCCGUGGCGUUGAGCCAUGUCGCUUAAAGCGGUAUCAAACUGCAUCGAUUCUACAGUUUAGAUGCACCCGUUGGCUGUCUUCCCAUCCACCUCGCCAUCUGGAAUCCCCUAAUUUGGGGCCCGUCCUUCAAACAGGUGCCUGUGCCCUGUUAAUAAAGAUCAAUUGCACUACUA
This is a messenger RNA of Anolis carolinensis (green anole), 3610 nucleotides long. Its product is annotated as hydroxyacylglutathione hydrolase, mitochondrial. The transcript is spliced from 10 exons. The coding region runs from base 292 to 1074 and encodes 260 amino acids. The record is from RefSeq and is a predicted model, not a curated record. Gene Ontology annotation, molecular function: hydroxyacylglutathione hydrolase activity. NCBI's taxonomy places the organism in Eukaryota, Metazoa, Chordata, Lepidosauria, Squamata, Anolidae. Gene Ontology annotation, biological process: glutathione metabolic process. Gene Ontology annotation, cellular component: mitochondrion.